This is a messenger RNA of Exophiala xenobiotica, 3995 nucleotides long. RefSeq lists its product as uncharacterized. The record is from RefSeq and is a predicted model, not a curated record. Gene Ontology annotation, molecular function: protein binding. Gene Ontology annotation, cellular component: mitotic spindle. NCBI's taxonomy places the organism in Eukaryota, Fungi, Ascomycota, Eurotiomycetes, Chaetothyriales, Herpotrichiellaceae. The transcript has a single exon. Gene Ontology annotation, biological process: regulation of mitotic cell cycle; mitotic spindle organization. Bases 283 to 3663 code for a protein of 1126 amino acids.
GCUAGGUACCAAGUUACGAAGAUAUCACCAAUUCAACGAUCGCUAUACGUGUAACGCAGCUUGAAGAAUCCUUUCAGUGCAAAAUGGUCGGCAACGUCACAUGAGAGGGUGGUGGACUUCGUCGUGAAACUUCGUCAAAUUCCCUCAACGCGCACCCUGUAUCCAAGCGAGGAAUCCAAGGCGGUAAGCCCCUCAGCAAGUGUACCAGCAUCGACUGCUGCGAGAUCUAUUGCGGCACGGGUUGCACAGGUGGCCGAAUCCUAGACCUUAUGAAGACCGAUCAUGGCUGCUCACCACUAUGGCCUCCGAAGCCGCCUGAACACCCAGUCGCCUUCGCAGCGAGCAACACCGACAGGAUCGCCGUUUCUUGCCAAAACGCCAUCAGGACUCAAUCGGAAAGCACGACCAUCGGAUAUUGCGUUGCAGUUGCAACGAGUUAUCGGGACAACCACAACUAGCCCCAAUGGACUCACAUGCUGCCCCUCCACAAACUCCUAUGCCUAUUGCGCCGGUGCCGUCGCUGUCCUGGCUAGACUCGAGUCCGACAAUGCACCAUCGCAUCGAUACUUCAAAGCCCGACCAACUGCACCAUCACUACAUCCCCCCACCUCUCACUACGAAAGUUCGCCCGCAAGUACCCCCUCCAAGAGACGGAUCAGCACAUUCACGCCCCGGAAGGGGCAGGACGAAUACACAAGUGGUUCAUUUGGGCGCGAGUGGCUCGACGAGUCGGGUGGUCAAACUUGGACAGCAAGAGAACGAAUAAAAUCAGCGUCUUGUGUCGCCUUGAGCCAGGAUGGCCGAUGGCUUGCGGUGGGAGAGUCUGGCUACAAUCCACGGGUCCUGCUGUUCUCGACGGCCGAGGAUGUAUCCUGUGAGGUUCCAACCUCCAUCAUCAGCGAUCACACUUACGGCGUACGCUGCAUAGCCUUCAGCUCCGACAUGAAAUUUCUUGCAACUUUGGGCAAUCUCAAUGACGGAUUUCUCUUCGUAUGGUCUUUGAACUCAAAAACAGGACAGUUGACGCUUCAUUCGGCAAACAAAUGUACCACCAAUGUCUGUGACAUGACCUGGCGUGGCAAUGCUCUAAUCACGGUUGGUACAAGGCAUAUCAAGAUUUGGCAAGCGAAAGAAACUGCGAAGGCGUCCUCACCAAGUAAGAAGCCGAGAUUCUUCAGAGCAUCGGAUGCCUACGGUACAAGUCCUGGUCCAGCACCGGGCCCCGCACCUUUACAAGGCCGGAACUGUUUGUUGGGUUCCAUGGUUGACUCGACCUUCACCUGUGUGGCGGCGAUUGACGAUUGUCUGGCCGUCGUAGGCACGGAGACUGGGCAUCUUUGUCUGGUAGACACCUCUCAAACAGUGCUGGAACUGAGGAUCUUGAAGAAGAUUGAUCUCUCAAUAUCCUCAGUUGCAUAUCUAGCGGACUCCAAGCGACUGCUCCUGGGUACAUCACAUGGGCUGCAGUUUGAAGACUUUGACCUAUUACUAAAGUCGGGCGUGGAUUCGCCGAGCAGGAUGUCACGACGCAAACCUCCCCGGCUUUCGUCGAUUCGACGCUCGCUUGGCUUAGUUCACCAGACGGCUAAAAGCGUGACUGCCAUCGGAACCCUCCCCAACCGCAUCAUUACGCUUGACAAUGAUGGGAGUUUGCAAAUCCAGCCUUCCAAGAGCAACGACUCGGACGAGCUGCCGCCCACUUUUGCCGCGCACAACAGUAUAGUCCUGGGAGUGCAGACUCUUCCCGAUUCCGCUGCCCUGGGUGAUUUCUUCACUUGGUCGAAGAAUGGCGAAAUCAAGUUUUGGAGCUCUCAGGGAGCGCUGAUAAAGCAAGAAGCUGUUGACCUUGACGAUGCUAGUACGGAUAUGAAUGACUGCGAGAACGAAUUGACCCGCGCACGAUAUGUGUCAGAGCUCAGUUGCUUUGUCGUGGGAGAUCGAUUUGGACUACUAAAACUGAUUAAGACUCCAGACUGGCAGACUACGCAGACAAUACGGGCACACAGCGCAGAGAUUACGAGCAUCGCAAGCCACGACCCCCAAGCAUUGGUCGUAACAUGCAGCAGGGAUCGCAUGGUGCAGCUAUUUCGAGUUGUGGGAGAUUCUUUUGAACUUCUACAAACUAUGGAUGACCACGUUGGGUCUGUGAACCAAGCCUUGUUUGUGCAAGACGGAGAGAAGCUUCUUUCCUGCUCAGCCGAUCGUUCACUGGUCAUUCGCGAUCGCAUCCAUCGGGACAAGGAUGGACUCCGAACACCUGCGUAUUUGACUACGAAAGUCUUAACGCUCAAGGGUUCGCCGUUGUCUAUGACAAUGUCCACGGAAGCUCUGCUUUUGGUGUCAAGUAUGGACCGCCGCGUUACCCAUGUGGACAUCUCGACUGCCACUCUGACCGAAUCCUUCAAAGUCGGAGACCUGGAAAACGAGGAUACGGUAUCCUUGAAUUCCAUUGUCUGCGCUACAAGUCUAGAAAGCAUGGAUGGCUCACAACGUCUUCUCAUCGGUUACUGCUCGAUGGACAAAUCUAUACGGGUAUAUAACGAGAAGAAUAUGACUUUGUUAGGGAGGGAGUCAGGUCACACGGAGGGAGUAAGUGAUAUUGCUCUACUUGGACAGUCCGGACAGGAUCACAAUGGAUCUCGUCAAUGUACUAUCGUGAGCACCGGACUGGACGGCACAAUAAUGAUUUGGAGAAUUUCGAAGACAACAUCCGCAUCGUUGCAGGACUCUCAAGAACGAAAUCAAGGACUGGGAAUAUUGACGGACGACUCAGAGAGUGAAGUCGCCAUAAAACCGACGCCUGCGUCUUUACCCCCCCUGAGAAAGGUGCUGACGAAGUUGGACGUCGUGGAACUUACGAAGCAAAACGGAGUACCCUCUCCCUCGUCUCCGCGCUCAGUGUCGCCGGUAAGGCUGAAGCGGAAGACAUCGAGACUUGCUCUUGCGACUACAAUGGAGAACGUUGAAGAAAUACCCACGAGAACAGCAGAGGCCGCCUUCCCAGCGAUGUCGCCCAAUCCUGAGCAACGGGAUCCACGCCGGUCCCCGUCACCGCCACUGCCCGCCACGUCUCGACUGAGAAAGCAGCGAUCACAGGUGAGCUUGGGCAAAGAUGUCGACUCCGGGGGUAGGGUGCGAGCUGUAGAGCGCUCGCAAUCGCCACCACCGUCAAUUCCGAAUUCGGUGCCGACCACGCCCAAAAGCCGGCAAAAGCCCAACAACGCCCGACUACGACGACCUCCAUCAGUCCCAGAACUACGAUCACAAUCCUUUGCUCAGAAUCGCCGACAGAGUGUGAAUCAAACAUCUGACUUCGGCAGUAUAGGCAUGGCCACGGAACAAGCUACUCGGAUGUUGAAGACUUAUCGAAAGAAACUGGCCCUCAACAAAGAUACUGUGGACCUCGGUGACUUGGAAGAUGAGGUGACGGCUUUACUGAAGAUUGUUAGGGAGCGGAAGGAAUCAAGACAGCCACCAUUGCCACAGAUGAAGCAACCGCAUUCGUCAGUGGCCUCGGCGCCCGGUAGAAGGGAGCAGGCAAAAGGUGCGACAGAAGGGGACGUGGAGCAAUUGGCGGUUUUGAUGGAACGAGCUAAUAUGGCUGACAUUCCAAUGACGGUAAUGAAGGCGAAAGGACAGGAUAUUGUGGCCUCCGAGGGAUGAACUCUUGAUAUCUUGUGUAUGACUCUGGGUUUCCAGCGUAUUGAGACAGCCCGAAGUUCAGACGGGAUGCAUGACAGCGUUGAUUUUGGGGCGGCCAUCCGAUAGAUGGUAUCACUUCUCUGGAUUCAACGGGGGAAGUUGAAUACGGCUUGCAAGGUCCCGCAAUAUAGCGACUUUCGGAGACGGGCCGAACGGUAUAAGACAUGGUGUCUACAGGGCGGCAAAGGACCGUCCUCGUCCCAGGUUUGGGGGCAAAGAGAGGACAUGUAUAUUGAAUGUAGAUAUAUUUUGUAUAUAAAGGUCUGGUGUGGAGUCUAGAUCGCUUUGAAUCA